Messenger RNA from Monascus purpureus, 1300 nucleotides. Lineage: Eukaryota; Fungi; Ascomycota; Eurotiomycetes; Eurotiales; Aspergillaceae. The record is from the annotation of a GenBank genome assembly.
UAUCACUCGGACAAGCACGCACUGUUUUUAUUUCUUGGGACUAAGGACAGACUGAAGUACAGACAUAGGGCCCACAAGGUCUACUCCGUCACCCGUAUAGCUGUCGGUAUUCUCCGAUGCGCAAAGGGCGGGGAUAAAUACUAGCACAGCAGCCCGUCGGCAGCUGUUAAAACUUACGAGGGAUAUUCAAUUCAUUUCCCUCAGUCUUGUUGUCUCGUAGGCUUUUCAUCUUGGAUGGACGCCGAAAGCAAAACAAGUGGCCAAUUGAACAGGGUCGCCGACCGUCUAUCUCUCUACCAGCACCAGCUUGCUCAUCCAUCAUUGCCAUCCCCGCAUCCAACACGAAACUCGACAGAAACAGGGCAGACAGCUCGAGAACCAACACCAAUGGCCCGCGAUCCUAUCACCUGUCACGUUCUCAAUACCCUGACGGGCACACCCGCCGCCAAUUUGCCGGUCACAUUGACCCUUCUUUCGCCUGUUUCCGGCAGUCAAAACCAGAGCCAAAGCCCCAUCAGCUUCCACGCGACAACCGAUUCAGACGGACGAGUGAAAACCUGGACAGCUACAGCGACGACAUCUGCAGCCUCUGUUCCGGCGGUGCUAGCAUCACUACCGGGCGCCGAUAGCAGGACGAACUGGUCGGUACGCUUUGAGGUGGGGCCGUGGUAUGAGGCACAAGGCGUCGAGAGUUUCUGGCCUGAGGUCGAGGUUAAAUUUACGGUGAAGGGACGCGGGAGAGAGGGCGAGGAGGGAUGGAGGCAUUAUCAUGUUCCGGUGCUGCUGGGGCCUUGGAACUAUUCGACUUAUCGGGGCUCAUGAACAGCGUGCAGGGAUUUUUUAGGUUUUAAUAUCUGAUUAAUUGUUGCUUCUGCGAUAUGUCGUCAUAUCUAUUAUCUACAUUGAUAUUAGAUACUAAUGCAAGGCUUGUCAAUCUGCCUUCGAACAGCGAACGCAUGUUCGCGGACCGUUUAAAGAACAGGGAACAAGGUCUAGAAAUGGAUCUUAAUUAGUUGAAGCCAUUAUGAAGGAAAAAGCAAUGAGGAUCAUUGAUAAUCGCCAUCUUUUGAGUUUGCGGCUACGGCCGUUCCUGUGCCGUUGUACAAUGACGAGGAAACCAGCCGCGACGACGCGAUAAGGGCUAGUUCUAGAAUCUCGGGCCGUUGAUGAAAUUUCACUGUAGACGCGCGUUGAUCAACAACAACAACAACAACAACAACAACAACAACAACAACAACAACAACAACAACAACAACAACAACAACAACAACAACAACAACAACAACAACAACGACAACAA